Fibroporia radiculosa is the source of this 531-nucleotide messenger RNA. RefSeq lists its product as uncharacterized. The record is from RefSeq and is a predicted model, not a curated record. NCBI's taxonomy places the organism in Eukaryota, Fungi, Basidiomycota, Agaricomycetes, Polyporales, Fibroporiaceae. The transcript has a single exon. The coding region runs from base 1 to 531 and encodes 176 amino acids.
AUGAUAUAUGGUGCAUCUCUUGCGCCUCAUUUCACUGCUGGCCCGCUAUUACAGAUAGUCAAACCACCGUCGUGCCUUCGUGAUGUGGAAGCAUGCUUGUCCUGGAGAAGCUACGCAGAUCGAGACAACGAGCGAGUCGGCCAACGGGAGAACGCGGGUCAUUCUACUCUUGUCGUGGUUUUGGUCUUCACGCAGGUGUGUACGCCUAGUACAACCUUCGUACCAUCGUGGGGUAGCUGGAUCAAGCGGGAUGAGUUCCCUCUGACAGUUGCUUCCCCGUACGCCAUGGCAGGCGGUUGCACUGCAUGGAUAGAUGUCAUGUUGACUGUGUCCGUAUUCUGGAUGCGACUCAUCGUUCUUGUCGAUGCGGGCAAUCCCAUUCCUCUAUCCGCCAUUCGUUCUGUACCUGCCUGGGCCACCUGUCCCCGACCCUUGCAGGUGGUCGUGCAUCUCUGCUGUGCUGAGGUUGCUCAUGCCCGAAACAGGGCGAUAGUAAUGUCUGCGGAACGGUCGGCUGCUUGCACCCUGUAA